AUGUCGAUGAAGCUUGCCAUCACAGAUCUCCUCCCAUUACCAAAUUGCUCGACUAAGAUACCAAGACUCGGCUUCGGGGUCUAUCAGUCCUCACCCUCCCAAUGCGUACAAUCCUGUCUCAAUGCAUUCAAAUCAGGAUACCGCCACAUCGACACUGCUCAAUUCUACGCCAAUGAAGCCGAAGUCGGCAAAGCUGUACGAGAUUCGGGAAUCAAACGCAGUGAUGUGUUCUUGACCACCAAGAUUCUGAGUGCUGGUGGCAGCAUGCAGAAGAGCUAUGAGAAAUGCCUAGCUAGUGUGGAAAGAAUCGACUCAGGCAAAGAUGGAUACGUUGAUUUGUUUCUGAUACACAGCCCCAACUCUGGCAAGGAGAAGAGGAAAGAAAUGUGGCUGGCGCUUGAAAAACUAUAUGAAGAAGGCAAGGCCAAAAGUAUCGGUGUUAGUAAUUACGGUGUGGGUCAUAUCGAGGAGAUGAAGAGUUAUGCCAAAGUGUGGCCGCCACACGUGAACCAAAUUGAGCUGCAUCCAUGGUGUCAGCAGAAGACGAUAGACCAAUAUUGUCAGAAGCAUGGCAUAGUGGUUGAAGCAUAUUGCCCUCUGGUCAGGAAUUACAAGGCCAGCGAUCCGACACUAGUAGAGAUAUCAAAGAAGCACGGCAAGACCACAGCUCAGGUCUUGGUCAGAUAUUGCUUGCAGAAGAAUUGGGUACCCUUGCCGAAGAGCGACAAUCCAGAGAGGAUAGCCCAAAAUGCUGAUGUAUAUGGCUUUGAACUUGCUGAGGAAGAUAUGUCAAAGCUAGAUAGCCUUAAUCAAGGAGCCUCUGGCGCCCUCGUUCAGGCUGUUGAUAACAACUAG
Messenger RNA from Endocarpon pusillum Z07020, 855 nucleotides. RefSeq lists its product as uncharacterized. Bases 1 to 855 code for a protein of 284 amino acids. NCBI's taxonomy places the organism in Eukaryota, Fungi, Ascomycota, Eurotiomycetes, Verrucariales, Verrucariaceae. The record is from RefSeq and is a predicted model, not a curated record. The transcript has 2 exons. Gene Ontology annotation, molecular function: oxidoreductase activity.